Molecule: messenger RNA, 1020 nt
Organism: Coffea eugenioides
Lineage: Eukaryota; Viridiplantae; Streptophyta; Magnoliopsida; Gentianales; Rubiaceae
Product: probable plastid-lipid-associated protein 4, chloroplastic
Exons: 6
Coding region: 196-957 (253 amino acids)
Source: RefSeq, a predicted model, not a curated record
UUUAAAGGCGAGGAAGUUGAAAGGUAAAUAAGUGGAAGGUGAGGAAAUUGAGAGGUGAAAAGUGUGGAUUGUGGUACAUAUUUUGUCUGGCGGGAAGUGACCUGCAAAGCAAAGUCUAUCCGCUCGAGAUCUUGGCUACACAUUAUUCAUUGACGGAUAAUCAGAUUUUGAAAUUACAAUCAGCAGACGAAGAAAAUGUCUGCUGUCUCCAUCUCCUCUUCUUGCUCUCAUCAGCUGCAUCACUCUUCCAAAGAACUCAUCACUUCACAUUCUUUAGCCUCAAUUCAUUUUCCGCGAAAAGGGCAAAACACCAGUACUAAUUUCGACAUUAAUAAUGAAUGCAGUGCAAAGUCAUCUGUGAAAGCAGCUCCUCAACGUUUGAAGUGGAGGACUAGAGUUUCUUUCUUUCCAUCGUUCUCGAUCAAAGACGGAGACAUUGAGACCCUAAAGCAGGAGCUUCUCGAGGCUAUUGCCGCUCUUGAUCGCGGUGCUGAGGCCACCGCUGAAGACCAAGAGCGUGUAGAUCAGAUUGCUCGUAAACUGGAAGCAGUCAAUAAAGUAAAGGAGCCACUCAAGUCCAGCUUGUUAAAUGGUAAAUGGGAGCUUCUCUACACAACUUCCAAGUCAGUUCUGCAACCUCAGAGGCCUAAACUUUUACGCCCUAAUGGGAAAAUGUAUCAAGCGAUUAAUGUGGACACAUUGAGGGCUCAGAAUAUGGAAACUUGGCCAUUCUUCAACCAGGCCACAGCCAAUUUAGUUCCCCUCAAUACAAGAAGGGUGGCAGUUAAAUUUGACUCCUUCAAGAUUGCUGGUGUGAUACCUAUAAUGGAACGUGGCAGUGGUCGUGGAGAGUUGGAAAUUACAUACCUUGAUGAAGAGUUACGGAUAUCCAGGGGCAACCAAGGUAACCUGUUUAUUUUAAGAAUGGUCGAUCCGUCCUACAGAGUCCCUCUAUAACGCUUACUGUAACAGUAUUACAGGGAAAAGCAUAGUCUUUUGUACCUUUUUUUUUUAUUCUGG